UUUGUCGUUAAUCUGGUGGUUUUCGGUUCUGCCUCACGGCUGAAGUGUGCGUGAUUUAUACAUAUGGAAUGUGAAGUUCUCGGGUUUUUUUGAAUGGAUGGGGAAAAGUGGGCUCAUGUCCGAUCAUUACACGAAUUCUUGAGUUCCAUUGAUUUCUUCCUAGUUGCUCUGUGCUUUUAACGGCUAGAUUUUGGCAGUAGCGUGAAGGAACGAUGUCUCAGGGAAAGGUUUUGGGUGAUGGUGAAGAUGCAGAAUCCGUGGAUUCUUCUGUUUCCAAAGUUGAUCCGGCGAAACCUGCAUCAUUAACAUGGCAAAGAAGAGUAGACAGUGAAGGAAAGAUCCCCUUGGAAUUCAGUCUGACUGCCAAAGAAAUAUUUGAGAUGGCUCCUAUUGGCAUUCGGUUAUGGUUGCUUUCCCGGGAAGAAGCUGCCAAAGGAAGGAUUGUCUUCAUAGAUCCAUUUGCAAAGCGCAUUGUGACAUCUUCUCAUGGUGUCCCACUAGGAGGCAUUGGUUCUGGUAGCAUAGGAAGGAGUUAUAAAGGUGAAUUUCAGCGGUGGCAGCUGUUUCCUAUGAAAUGUGAAGAAGAACCGGUUCUAGCAAAUCAAUUUUCUGCUUUUGUUUCGCGUGCCGACGGUAAAAAGUACUCGAGUGUUCUGUCUGCCAAGAAUCCGAAGAUAGGGAAAAACGAGGCAGAGACUGGAGUUGGUUCUUGGGACUGGAAUCUUAAAGGAGACAAGACUAUGUAUCACGCAUUGUACCCGAGGGCUUGGACAGUUUACGAGGGUGAACCUGACCCGGAGCUUAGGAUUGUUUGCCGUCAGAUUUCACCCUUUAUUCCCCAUAACUAUAAAGAAAGCAGCUUUCCAGUUUCUGUCUUCACUUACACUCUUCACAAUAUCGGAAAGACUGCCGCCGAUGUGACUUUGCUCUUCAGUUGGGCUAAUUCUGUUGGAGGGGACUCUGAGUUCUCAGGUGGUCACUCCAACUCCAAGAUGAUGAUGAAAGAUGGGGUUCAGGGUGUGCUAUUACACCACAAAACAGCACAUGGAUCACCGUCAUUGACUUAUGCAAUUGCAGCUCAGGCGAGUGACGGUGUACAUGUCUCGGUCUGUCCAUGUUUCACGAUAUCGGGAAAGCAGAAGGGCAUCACAGCCAAAGAUAUGUGGCGCGCCAUCAAAGAGAAUAGAUCUUUUGACCGCCUUGAGGCUGCCGAGGCAUUGACAGAAUCCGAACAAGGGUCGUCCAUAGGGGCAGCAGUAGCAGCUUCCGCCAAAGUCCCAGCUGGAGAGACAUGCACUGUCACGUUUUCUCUGGCUUGGGACUGCCCUGAAGUUCAAUUUCCCAGCGGCAAAAUAUAUCACAGGCGCUAUACAAAAUUCUACGGCACUCAUGGCGAUGCUGCCGCUCAAAUUGCACAUGAUGCUCUUCUGGGGCAUGGUCAAUGGGAGUCUGAUAUAGAAGCCUGGCAAAGACCGAUACUUGAAGACAAAAGGCUACCAGAAUGGUACCCCAUCACUCUCUUCAAUGAGCUCUAUUACCUUAACUCUGGAGGAACCGUUUGGACAGAUGGGUCGCCCCCUAUCCGUAGCUUGGCAGCCAUUAAAGAAAGGCAGUUCUCCCUUGAUAAAUCCCAGCUCGGUUUGAAGAGCAUCAUCGAUGAUGUACCUCAUCAGAACAAUACAGCUGUUAGUGUUCUUGAGCAGAUGGUUUCGGCCCUGGAGCAAUUGCACUCCCCGACCACCUCAAACUCCGUCUUUGGCACGAAAUUACUCCAGGAAGGAGAAGAGAACAUUGGCCAUUUCCUUUAUCUCGAAGGGAUCGAGUAUCAUAUGUGGAACACCUACGACGUUCACUUCUAUGCGUCUUUUGCGCUGGUGAUGCUAUAUCCGAAACUCGAACUUAGCAUCCAAAGAGACUUUGCUUCUGCAGUGAUGAUCCAUGACCCCACCAAAGUGAAAACUCUAAGCGAGGGACAAUGGGUUCCAAGGAAGGUUCUCGGCGCAGUUCCUCAUGAUCUCGGCAUCAACGAUCCGUGGUUUGAAGUGAAUGGGUAUAAUCUUCAUAACACGGAUCGGUGGAAAGACUUGAACCCGAAAUUCGUCCUCCAGGUUUACCGUGAUGUGGUUGCAACGGGCGACAAGAAAUUCGCACUAGCAGUCUGGCCUUCUGUUUAUGUUGCAAUGGCCUUUAUGAUGCAGUUUGACAAAGACGGGGACGGGAUGAUCGAGAAUGAAGGGUUUCCCGACCAAACGUACGACACUUGGUCUGCCUCGGGAGUGAGCGCAUAUAGCGGGGGACUCUGGGUGGCUGCAUUGCAAGCCGCAUCAGCGUUGGCACGAGAAGUUGGUGACAAGAGCUCGGAAGACUACUUCUGGGUCAAGUUCCAAAAGGCAAAAGACGUGUACGAGAAGAAGCUAUGGAAUGGAUCAUAUUUCAACUAUGACAACAGCGGUGGCCAAUACAGCUCGUCUAUCCAAGCUGACCAACUCGCUGGCCAAUGGUACGCCCACUCGUGUGGGCUGAUGCCCAUUGUUGAUAAAGACAAAGCAAAAAGCGCGUUGGAGAAGGUCUACAACUUCAACGUGAUGAAGAUCCAAAAUGGUAAGCGUGGAGCGGUAAACGGGAUGCAUCCUGACGGGAAAGUUGAUACAGCAUCGAUGCAAUCACGGGAAAUAUGGUCAGGCGUUACUUACGCGCUAGCUGCGACAAUGAUUCAUGAAGGGCUCGAAGAAAUGGCAUUUCAGACAGCGAACGGCGUUUACGAAGCUGCAUGGUCUCAACGCGGGCUAGGUUACUCGUUCCAGACGCCGGAAGCUUGGAACACAAACGAUCAGUACAGAUCUCUGACUUACAUGCGGCCUCUCGCCAUAUGGGCGAUGCAAUGGGCACUCACCAGAACGAACCAAACCCAUCGUGAACUAGAGCUGAAACCCGAGGCCAGUUCUCUACUGAAGCAUGAUCUCGGGUUCUCCAGAGUGGCUAGGCUUCUGAAGAUGCCAAAGGAAGCAUCACCCAAAGGAACAAUACAGACUCUGUUCGACUACACCUGCCGAAGAAUGCUGGGAUAGCAAAUGCAUCAGUAUUUACUCAAACACCGAACUCUCUGCUAAACUUAUUUUAUAGAUAUGAUUCUCACAACAUUGAAAUUUCUAUUCUUCAAACCCUAAAAGCAUACAAUGAAUAAUGUACUUGGGAUUUCAUA
This is a messenger RNA of Tarenaya hassleriana, 3202 nucleotides long. Its product is annotated as non-lysosomal glucosylceramidase. Gene Ontology annotation, cellular component: membrane. The record is from RefSeq and is a predicted model, not a curated record. Lineage: Eukaryota; Viridiplantae; Streptophyta; Magnoliopsida; Brassicales; Cleomaceae. The transcript is spliced from 20 exons. Bases 213 to 3068 code for a protein of 951 amino acids. Gene Ontology annotation, biological process: carbohydrate metabolic process; glucosylceramide catabolic process. Gene Ontology annotation, molecular function: glucosylceramidase activity; beta-glucosidase activity.